AUGGCCUGGAGCUCGAGCGGAUUGCCGUAUGUGCUCGCGGGAAAACACGUUGCGUCCACUCAAGCAGUGCUAACCGCUCCCAACCUACAGGUCGGCCCGUACUGCGUCUUCGACUCGUUCCGGCCAUCCUUGAGCCCCCAGCCGAGCGGCACCCACCCGCCGCACACGGCCAGCAAAGCGAAGAUGGAGGACCCUUUGAUGGCGAGCGCGAUCCAGUUCGAAGCAGCUGGAAUACGUCCACCAUGGCUCACUACCGCACCCGAUGACUUGCCGCUGCCCGCGCCGAGCGAUAAUGUCGCGGCGCCCAGUUGGAAUGACUUUAUGACAUGGGACCCCAACGUGUCUCAGGGGCCUGACUUGAAGCUUAGUGGCCCCGCCUGCCCUCUGAAGCCUGAACUCCAGCGCCCUCCGCUCUUCAACCGCAGACAUAAUUCACACUUGCGCGACCCCUCCCUCGCCGUACAGGGCAGCAACCCGCCUUCCACCGCUGCCAUGCCACACAAUGCACCCUUCACCUUCGGCGAAAAUUCCGAUCUGCCACCUGCUUUCGACUUCGACGGUCAAACGCUUAGCUCUCCGCCGGUUGACGGCCAACAUCACGGCAACUUCUACCCGACUCAGAUGGCGUGGCCGCAACAAAUGGGCGAGAAUACGCUGUUCUCACCUCCUAGAUUUGAGCCCACCGCUCUCCCGUCAGCUUCCGUGCCGCCGCUGUCGAAUCCCCCGAGCCUGCAUCACAGUCACAGCCCAAGCUCAAUUCACAAUGCAAGGACCAGCUCUUCAUCAGGCCACACAACACCAGAACCCACAUCCGACAAUCCCAAGAAGCGAAAGUCGUCGACCGACGAGGACUCAGCACCAUCAGGGAAGAAAGAGAAGCAUCAACCGCCCAAGAAGACAGCGCACAACAUGAUCGAGAAACGUUAUCGAACAAACCUUAACGAUAAGAUCGCGGCACUGCGCGACAGUGUACCGAGCUUGAGGGUAAUGUCUCGUGGGGCUGGCGCAAACGAGGAGGAUGAUGAUCCCGAGGACCUCGAGGGUCUCACGCCAGCUCACAAGCUUAACAAGGCCACUGUGCUGUCCAAAGCAACCGAGUACAUUCGACAUCUCGAGAAGCGAAACAAACGUUUACAAGAUGAAGUCACAACGCUGCAGGGACGAAUAGAGAGAUACGAGAAGAUGGCAAUCUCUGGACCUAUGACACUGCACGGCCCAAUGGGUACACCGGAUGGCGGCAGGUAUCAACAAGAUGACCCCUUCACACCUUCACAUAGCAUGUCCAUGUCUGGACCACCUCAAGGAAUGAUUCCAGUGCCGGAGCACAUUGCACAGAUGCGCCAGGGUCUUCCACCACAACCACACUAUGCAGCCGCAUACCCGUCUUAUGCCGGUGGCUCGCGUCCUGGCCCACCUAUGGUCAACGGCCGCCGGAACAACAGUAUGGUGGGCAAGCUCAUGGUUGGAUCUCUUGCCGGUCUCAUGAUACUAGAAGGACUCGUGGAGCGAGAGCAGUCACAAGAGGAGUCCGACGGCCGCGGACUGUUUGCUUUGCCUUUCAACUUCGCUGCUAUCCUCUCUCCUCGCGUUUCUCUGGGCGCUACCAGCGCACAAUUCCCCCUGGCCAAGCUCUUACUGAUAUUUGGCGCCGUCUUCUGGAUCAUCGCGCCGAUGUUCGACUUUAGCACAAAGCCUAAGAAGAAGACAGCGAGUACGAUACUUCUCGCUCGUGCACCUUCGCUAGCAUCACCCGUGGAGGUACGGCAACGGGCAUGGCUUACGGCGAUACAGACCGUAUGGGUACCUCGACACAACUUUCUUCUUGAAGUGGCAGCUUUGAGCCUCAAGACAUUGAAACUUAGCACACGCAAGAUCAUCGGAUGGCCAUACUACGCCUUCCUCUCCGGUACAACAAAAGAGCAGGAAGCUGCAAGAGUCAAGGCCUGGACCAUCGCAUUGGAUGCACAACUUACAGGUGGUGAUGCUGAGAUCAGCAAGAGCCGGCUGAUUUUGACCCUCAUGGCAUCUGGCACAUUGCCAGACACGCCCGCGCGACUAAUGCUUAAGUCUUUGCAUCUACGGGUACUCCUGUGGGAGCUUGCCAAUGCAGGCCACGGCCUUUCUUGGAUCAUGGGCCAUCUGAGCGCUAAAUUGGCUCGACGAUACUGGAAUAUGGCUCGGACCGAGCACCGCAUUGCAAUCAACCUUGCGACGAAACCGCAUAGCGACGCCGAACCACUUCCGGACUAUUUGGCUGCAUUGCUGGAAGAGGAAUGCGAUGAAAUUUUCGACUUCCAGAUCAUUCAGCGCGCGUACAACCUGGCUUGGAAUCGCCCUGUCGCGGAACAAACAACUGCGGAUCCUUGCAUGGACGGAGUAGUCGGAGACUUUGCCAUCUCAUCUCCAUUGGAUGCACUGGCAGCAUGGUACUCUAGCUUCCUACUGAGACAGACGUUGGCCGAGUCUCUGAAGGACGGAAAGAUCACAGAGUCGAUCGGUGACGCGCUAAACUUGGCUGCCCGUACUGCUCCUCCAAACUCCCAAGCGCAUCUACGAGCACUUGUCGCGAAAGCUGUAGUACUUGACGAUGACAGGACAGCCCACAUCGCCACUGCCUUUGCUGCGCUACCGACACCUCCAUCGACCACAUCAUCUUCUAAGACAGCACUGAUGAAUCUGGUGUCUGGUGCUCCAGCGGCAAUUGACGUUCGGAAAGCGCUUACUCUGGCGAAAUGCCUCACGCUGGUCGACUCUUCCAACCUUGAGGCCCGCCGCCAGGCCAUCUUCGUCGUGAACAACACAUAUCUCUCCGAGGCUACAACUACAUUACUCAGCUUUGUUGCUGGCCACAAAAUCCUCGAACGGUUCGUCCAAGACCCUGCACUGCAGGCUGAGACUACCCAUGGCCUCGAGCGUCUCGCUGGAUCACUUCGCAUUUGGGUGGGACAUGACACGGGCCGUCGUAGCGGUCUUGAUAACAAGACUCGGGGACGCAUCGUGAAGCGGUACACAGACGCGAGCAGAAUGCUUGUCGGUCUAGCUGACCGGGAAGAUUUCGAUCCCGGUUACUUCAGCUCCAGUGUCAAGGAUGACGAUACUUCUUCUUGA
Didymosphaeria variabile is the source of this 3108-nucleotide messenger RNA. It is a transcript of the gene CPH2, whose product is annotated as Clr6 histone deacetylase associated PHD protein-2 Cph2. Gene Ontology annotation, biological process: SREBP signaling pathway; positive regulation of transcription by RNA polymerase II. NCBI's taxonomy places the organism in Eukaryota, Fungi, Ascomycota, Dothideomycetes, Pleosporales, Didymosphaeriaceae. The transcript has a single exon. The coding region runs from base 1 to 3108 and encodes 1035 amino acids. Gene Ontology annotation, molecular function: protein dimerization activity. The record is from RefSeq and is a predicted model, not a curated record.